Ceratosolen solmsi marchali is the source of this 2302-nucleotide messenger RNA. It is a transcript of the gene EDTP, whose product is annotated as Egg-derived tyrosine phosphatase. The coding region runs from base 206 to 2134 and encodes 642 amino acids. The transcript has 7 exons. Lineage: Eukaryota; Metazoa; Arthropoda; Insecta; Hymenoptera; Agaonidae. Gene Ontology annotation, molecular function: phosphatidylinositol-3-phosphate phosphatase activity. The record is from RefSeq and is a predicted model, not a curated record. Gene Ontology annotation, biological process: dephosphorylation.
AACUGUAUUCAAAAAUUUAUCAAACUGUCCUAAAAUCAAGUUGAUAAAAACUGUGCAUCAAAAGAAUUAUUGCGAAUGAGAAAUUGUGAUGUUAUGUCGUGGAUAUUAAAAUUAGUUCUAUUUUAUACGUGUAAAACACCUUGGCAGACGCUAAUAUUUAGUAAAUAUAUUCAACAAUUUAACCGUCAAUCUGGAUUCCAUAAAUAUGACCGAUAUUACUACCAAGGAUUUACAUGAGUUACUACAAUAUUUUUCUAAAAAUACUUAUAGAGCUAAAGAUGCAGAUAGUACGGGUCAAGCUAUUAUGCAGAGAUGUAUACUGCUCGCAGAUCUGGACUACACACAUACAAUAAUAAGUAAUAAUAGUGGUGAUUUGAGCGCUCAUUAUCCCAGUCACCUCAUAAUUCUAGAAUAUGAAAAACAUCGUAAUCAAAAUGUCUGCGACACCCCACCACCUUUACAACGAACUACUGAAACUAUUUAUGAAAGUAUCUAUGAUGUUAACAAAUUGAAGGAGUUAAUGAAAAGUGCAAGAUUUGCAAGAUGUCGCUCGCGAUUUCCGCUACCUGUUAUAUUAUAUAAAGGAAGGCACGUUUGUCGAUCUGCUACAUUAUCAGGUGGCCCAGAGAUUUAUGGUAGAUCUGGGCUUGAGUAUUUUUUUGCUGGUAAUGAAACACCUGGAACGCUACAACAACAGGUUGAUGAUGAUAGAACUGGAGAAUCUGUGAUGAGUGACUGGCAACUUUUUGACAAAGUCAGACACCAAGAUAUUAAAUUAUUGAAAACACUUAAUGUAGGAACAAUAAUUGAUUUUAUGGUAGAGAAAAAGAAAGUUAAAUUUGGCAUGAAUGUUACUUCUUCAGAAAAAGUUGAUAAAGAACGAAGGUACUCCGAUUUUACAAUUAUAUCUUUGCCGUAUCCAGGCUGCGAAUUUUUCAAAGAAUUCCGAGAAAAUGACUAUCUGGCCAUGGGUUUGGUUUUCGAUUGGUCUCAAACACAUGUAGAUGCUGAAAUUGGUGUACCAGAGGAUUCAAUAUCCUCCCAGCUCCGUAUAAAUUGGGAGCAGUAUCAAGUCUGGGACCUAGUCAAUCUUACACAAAAUUAUUUUAAGCUAAUUUUAAGAUACCUGAACGAUAGUAGUAGUGGGAUGCUUAUUCAUUGUAUAUCAGGUUGGGACCGUACGCCUCUGUUCAUUUCGUUGUUGCGAAUAAGCUUGUGGGCUGAUGGCGUCAUCCACACAUCACUAAGUGCACAGCAGCUGUUAUAUCUGACAAUAGCUUACGACUGGAUGCUAUUUGGUCACGACCUCCACGACCGACUGGCCAAAGGCGAAGAGAUUUUCUAUUUCUGCUUCUACUUUCUCAAGCACAUCCAUGAAGAGGAGUUCAGUGUGAACAAACGCCACAGCAAUCUUAAGCACGUGGUACUUAGGAACGAUAGCGACUCUCAGCUAGACAACGUUAUGUUUGAUACGGAAUCAGUGGUACCACUCAGCUCCGUCAGCUCAAAUCUUAGUCUCAACAGUUGCUGUAGCAACGUGAGCCAAAAUAGCAGGGAUAGCCAGGACAACAAUCCCCCCUCUGUCUUCCACUGUACAUCCUUGGAUAGCCAAGAAGAAGCACAUAGCAAUGGUAAUGUAAUGCCGUGGUCGCUCUACUCUUCAUCAAACAAGGAUAGCGCUUCGAAUCAUGGAUCGCGAUCGCCGCUGCCAAGCAACCGGACGUCCCCGGUGGCGGUACCGGUACCAGGUCGUGUCCGACAACGCAAUGAGUCUUCGUCAUCCGGCGGUUCCUGGCAGAUGAUAAGCGGCACCGGAAGUUUACGAGGUUCCACCACCGCCAACGCGCCCAAUCUUUCGGACGGCUUACCAUGUUCCAGUUUCGCCAGUUCGACCUCCGGGGGCCAGACUUCUCAGGAAUCAAGCACAACCGUUAUCGAAGAAGAUUCGUGCAGCUACUUACACACGAAACGUCAAAGCAGACUCGAGUGCCUGCGUCAGAUAUUCUACAACGUCUACAAUCAGACAGUGGGUUUGAAGAUGAAGGACAACUCGGAGACGACGGGCAUCGGCCAGUUGCUCGGAAAUUUUGCGGAGAAGGUCGGCAUACUAUCGGUGCAACGUACGUCCUUGUGACAUGAGACGUACUUCAGCAACGGCUCGAUUACACCACGAAUCAUGGAUUUAUAACGAAUUAUCCGGGCCUUAAGCUAUAAGAAUGACAUAUGGAAUUCGAAGCAUGAAAAUGCGACUAAGAUCCUGUCAAAAUUUUAUCGUCGAUUUUCUUUCUCUUUUUUUUUAAAA